UGGUUUUCUGGUUUUCGCCUCUACCUCUCAGUUUGAGUAGUCAUUGCGCACUGCAGAUAAAAUUUCCUGAAGUCCCAACAGCUAAGACGUUUAAAUAAAAUGUUACCAUUCAUCCUUCAUAUUUCACCGAAGACACGUGGUGAAUUGUUUUUGGUGGUCUUGGAAAAACCAGCUCCUACCAGCUGACUGUUCUACAUGGCAGCAGCAGCAGGUAUUCUGGGCGUGGCUUAGAUCUUAGGUGUGUGAGGAAGAGGUCGACUCAGGUGUUUCCACAUUCUCGACGACACAGGAAGAACAAUUUAAGUGAAGCUACUGCUGCACUCUUGGGAACGGAAACAAACUAGGCGCAAACAAGGAGUCUCUUGGGCGCGUUUGGAAGAUGCAUUCCGCCAGAUAUGAAUACGACGGUCGUAAUGGCCAUCAUGAGCGGAUUGAUUUCUUAACCAGCAAAGAGAAGACGUCGUCAAAGAAGAAAAUCUGCAUUGUGGUCGGUGUUCUCGUCGGGCUUCUCAUCCUGGCAGCCGUAGCAGCUUUCCUCAUUUGGCUGUUUGUCUUUAAAGAUGCUGAUUCAGAAGGCAUCAUCAGUAAGCAGCUCAGCCCAUCAGCGCAGGUCUUCAGUGGGCAUAUGAAGCUGGUCGAUGUGCCGUAUAACGAGAAGCUGGAGGAUACCAAGAGCAAGGAAUUUGAAGCUUUAGCAGAUAAACUGGAGGCAAUUCUGGGGGAAAACUACAAGACAGAUCCAUUGCUCGCUAAAUACUAUACCAACUCUGUAGUGACUGCAUUCAGUGAGGGUGUGCUAGCCUACUAUUGGUCCCAGUUUGAUAUUCCAAUUGACGACCUGGAGAUCGUGCCAGAGUUUUCUGAGGAGCGGGUGUUGGAGACGUUGGAAAAUGGCAUAACAGCCAAGAGCAGAACAGCAGGCCUGAAAGACAUCAGCAUCAGUGAGAUCACUGCCUCAAUCACAGAUGCUCGCAUGGCCAGGAACCCCAGAGCCAAGGAGUGUUUUUUCCGCCUGGAGGCUGAAGAAAAGCCGAAGACAUUUUCAUCACCAGGGUUCCCAAAAGCCUACCCACCCAGAUCUCGGUGCCAGUGGCAGAUCCGAGCUUCAGAGGACAAAGCCAUAUUUGUCACUUUCCCUUUCUUCAACAUCGAGGAUGACUGUUCUGAUGACUUUGUCUCCAUUUAUGACUCCUUAAGUCCAGAUGAUUCUCAGGCUAUCACAGAGAAGUGUGGUCAGAGGCCGCCCAGCAACCCCCUGGAGGUGUCUUCGUCUGGAAAUAUCAUGCUUAUUAACCUGAUUACUGACAGUGUUACACAGAAGCCUGGAUUCAGCGCAGAGUAUUCAGCCAUACCCAUAUCUAAAGUGAAAACCUGCGGUGGCACCCUCUCUAAAAGUGAAGGAGUCUUCACCUCCCCUCUUCACCCCAGCUUCUAUCCUCCUGCCGUGGAUUGCAAGUGGACCAUCAAGGUCCCUGAUGGGCAGAAGGUGCGGGUGAAGUUCACCAUGUUCCGCAUGAAAGAGCCCGGGGUGGACAUUCGUGUGUGUCACAAAGACUUUGUGGAGGUUAUGGGCACCAAGUAUUGUGGAGAAUUGUCCUCAUUGUCUCUGACUAGUACCACCAAUGUUCUUGAGGUGAAGUUCCACUCGGAUGAGUCGCACACCGACAAAGGCUUCAACGCGGAGUACAGAGCUUACGAUCCAUCAAAUCCUUGCCCCAACAAGUUUGCCUGUGCAUCCGGCAUCUGCAUCACUAAGGAACUGCAGUGUGACGGUUGGAAUGACUGUGGUGAUAUGAGUGACGAGAUGAAGUGCAAGUGUGAGAAGGACCAGUUUGCUUGUGGGAACGGCCUGUGCAAACCCAGACUCUGGGUGUGUGAUCGGGUCAACGACUGCGGGGACGGCAGUGAUGAGAUACAAUGCAGUUGUGAGGACAAUGAGUGGCGCUGUGGCGAUGGUGUUUGUCUGCCUCAGGACGUUGUGUGUGACAGUAAGAGAGACUGUGAAGACGGGAGUGACGAGGCCUCUUGUAAAACGUCUCCGGGUAUCUGCUCCGACUUCAGCUUCAAGUGUGAGAACAAAGAAUGUGUCAACAAGGUGAAUGCCGAAUGUGACCGCGUCGACGACUGCUCUGAUAGCUCAGACGAGAAAGGCUGUGACUGUGGUACCAGGCCAUACAAGCUGAACCGUAUCGUGGGAGGGCAGAACGCAGAGCUGGGGGAGUGGCCAUGGCAGGUCAGCCUCCACUUCCUGACCUAUGGGCACACUUGCGGAGCCUCCAUCAUAUCCAAUAGGUGGCUGCUCUCUGCUUCCCACUGCUUUGUCACCAGCAGCCCAUCGAACCAUGUUGCAUCCAACUGGCAGACCUACAGCGGCAUGCAGGACCAGUACAAGCAGGAUGGGGUACAGCACCGCAAACUGAAGAGGAUCAUCUCCCACCCAGAUUACAACCAGAUGACCUUUGACUAUGACAUCGCACUGCUGGAGCUUAGUGAGCCGCUGGAGUUCACCAACACCAUCCAACCCAUCUGCCUACCCGCGUCCUCCCACGUCUUCCCUGCAGGCAUGUCCUGCACGGUCACAGGCUGGGGCGCGCUCCGAGAAGGAGGUCAAAAGGCACAGCUGCUGCAGAAGGCAUCGGUGAAAAUCAUCAACGACACAGUGUGUAACACGGUCACCGAAGGCCAGGUGACCUCCAGGAUGCUCUGCAGCGGAUUCCUGGCUGGAGGAGUCGACGCCUGCCAGGGAGACUCCGGCGGGCCCCUGGUGUGCUUCGAGGAGAGUGGGAAGUGGUUCCAGGCCGGCAUCGUGAGCUGGGGCGAGGGCUGCGCUCGUCGGAACAAGCCCGGUGUGUACACGCGCGUCACCAAGCUGAGAGAGUGGAUCAGGACGGAGACGGGGGUUUGAGGAUGAUGCAGAGCGAGGACCAACAUCAAAAGACUGCAGUGGAGACGGAACAUUUGAGUCUGAUUCAGGACAAGUCUCUCUGAGCUUUGUUCUUAGAGCAACAGACUCAGGAAACUGUUGCAUGGACCUGGCUCCUCGCAAAGACGCACUUUAUUCAGUUGCCAACUUCCUUUAAACCCCUCUGCUACUACUCAGAGGAACAUAAACUUACACAUAAGCCACACCUACUCAUAUUUUGUAUCGUUUUUAAAAUUAACUUCAACACAGUCCCCCCAUAGAUAUUGCCAUUCUUCACUGGUAAAUAUAACAUAAGUACAUAUCAUGACAAAUCUUAAUUUUCUAGGAAUCCUUUUUAUAAAAACAGAUGCAGGAUGUGAACAUUUUACAGUUUUCAGGAUGUUUUUAACCCUUUGUAUUGUAUAUUUCUUAUCAGGUGCCAUGGGCUGCAGUGAAUGUUGCACUUUGCUGUAUAUAGCUUUAAAUGUAGGGUGUCAUUUAUUACUUAUCCUUGCAGUACACAGCCAUUCUAUCACACAGGCUUCAGAAUAUUCAUGCAUUAUUCCAACUAUCUUCCAAAGCAUGGUCCAAGUUUUUAGAUUGAUUAAAGUGUGUUAUCUACCUAUCUGCCAGGCAGCCCAUCGUCUCAGUUUUUAUUAGUUAUUGACUCAAUACAUCUUGUAGGGACAUCAUCAUUGAUAGCGGAAAUUAAAACAACAAAAACAAAAUUAAAAAAGGGGGCUGUUGUAAUAUCAUAUGAAAUUGAAUGAAACCUGGAGCAGCCUGGAAGGUUUAAAAAAAAAAAAAAAAAAAAAAAAAAAGCACUAAUCAAUUUAAAAGCCAACGACUUGCUCUGGAAAUUGGCCAGCAGUAAUGCUGAGUCCACCAGAUUUGUAGGCAGAAACUUCAGCGUGGUCCCUGAAGAUGGAUCUGAAUCUCAGACUGGAGUGAUGCUGAAGUUGUUUUAAGUUGUUGUUGAUCAGAACAGCGGGUCCUCUAUCAGUAUUGCUAUUACAUAUUUACACAUGCUGACUGGCCUUGGCCGCUCUGUGAACAGUUUGCCAAAAUGUUAUAUUCAAGAGACGAGGAGGACGAGGAGGACUGGACUCAGUUUGCUGCAGUUAAGCUCAGUGUGAUUGGGAUCUUCUGCCACUGAUUGGGGUUUUCACAAAUAUCGCCAGAGCAAUGCAAUGAGUUCUUAACCCUUUCCAAGUGUCCUCUCUUUGGUCACGACUAAAUCCAUCAACUUUUAAAUCUGAGAUUUGAUUGGAUGCUAUUUUUCACUCUCCAUCCCUGACUUUUCCUGGAAAUGCUAUAUCCUGGAUAAACAAACCAAAGAUUUGUAUAAGCAUUAUUUAUUUGAGGGGAAAAUGAUAUACUGACUUUUUAGUCUUUCUUUUAGGGUUUAUAGAUAAACUAUGCGAGUGUCUAUAUGUGUUUUUCAGACAUUUGUAAAUGGCCACAACCUUAAAUACAUCCCUCGAGCAUUGAACCCUGGAAGUGUUGUUUUUAUCAUGGACAUUUUGAACUUUGAAACUUACUUUGUUGUGUUUGUAUAAUGCUGUUUUUAUAUGAAAGAGCCAUGAUAAUAAACAUUGUUUAUCAGAUUCUCCAGUA
Notolabrus celidotus (New Zealand spotty) is the source of this 4519-nucleotide messenger RNA. RefSeq names its product suppressor of tumorigenicity 14 protein (gene st14). NCBI's taxonomy places the organism in Eukaryota, Metazoa, Chordata, Actinopteri, Labriformes, Labridae. The transcript is spliced from 20 exons. The record is from RefSeq and is a predicted model, not a curated record. Bases 380 to 2905 code for a protein of 841 amino acids. Gene Ontology annotation, molecular function: serine-type endopeptidase activity; protein binding. Gene Ontology annotation, biological process: proteolysis; acrosome reaction.